Drosophila biarmipes is the source of this 3729-nucleotide messenger RNA. RefSeq lists its product as uncharacterized. NCBI's taxonomy places the organism in Eukaryota, Metazoa, Arthropoda, Insecta, Diptera, Drosophilidae. Bases 1003 to 2583 code for a protein of 526 amino acids. The transcript has 8 exons. The record is from RefSeq and is a predicted model, not a curated record.
CCAACGGAGCAGCAUCGUCGUCGUGCUCGCCCACACGUCCUGCUCUAGCGUUACUGGUGUGGGCUCGGUUACCCAGUUCAGUGCCGUUUAGUUCGCCAAUCGCACGAGUUCGAUUCCCAAAUCGCAUGGAUUUCUCUUAGCAGCCCGAACUAGACAGCACCCCGAUACUAUGUGUAAGACGCGGAUUAAUGGUACUGCAAGCCAUAUAAGUGCGCGCUGAAAGUCGCAAUUAAAAUUGCAUUAAAAAUUAAACGAAUAGUGUCUUGUGUCUGCGUGUCCGCGAUGCGGAGAGUUUCGCCCUGCGCCAAAUUGGCAAAAGUUGAAUGAUUAAAGCGCCCAGUUGGCCGAAUUAUGUGAAAGUUUUAAUUCGCAGGCGAGCACAGUGCUCCGGCAACUUGCAGUGGAGGAACAAGGACACCCGAACAAGCUUGGGAUAACGAGCGAGGGAAGACCGAGAAGACCCAGAUUUGCAAAGUUCGUGCCAUAAAUCUGCAGUUUGCAUGGCAUUAAUACUCCAGCAGAGGAGGGGGCGGCCCAAAAGGAGGUGCUGCACAUGCAACACACAUUAGUGGGUCACUCGAAGAUGAUGACGCUGCUGACCGCAACGGCAACCACCACUGGAAAAUUAUAUAAAAUUAUCAUGCAGGGCAGGCAGCCGGCUAGUUGGCCCCAGCACAGCGGCAGGCGGUACAAGGCUAAACAUCAGCAGAAUCAGAAUCAGCAGCUAAUGGCGACGUAUACGUAAUGUGCGCCACGGCGUAUACGUAAUGUGCACCAGGGUUUGGCCCAUUUGUCCAAGCGAGCUCUAAACCAGUGGGCCGACGGAAACGAGAACGCAAACUGAAACCGAAACUGAAACUCGAGCUGACGGAAGUGUAACAAACAAAAAAAAAAAACUUAAACCGUUAACGACGGCAACGAAACUUCUUGGCCAAAUGGCGAAAGUUGGCAAACAAUUGCGUAUGUGUUGAGAGGACCGCCAGCCGGUGCAAACAUGACAAAAUGGCGAAGUUAACGUUGCCCUGUCUUCUGCGGCGACUGCAGCUGGUGGCGCUGCAACUGCAACUGCAACAGCAACCGCAACAACAGCAGCAACAGCAACAUCCACACGGCUGCCACUUGAUGGCCAUGCAACUGGGCCAGGCCGUGCUCCUCUACGGCUGCCUCCUGCUGCUCCACGCCUCCGUGUCCGCCUCUGUGCUGGCCUCGUCCUCGGACGUGACCGGGGGCCUUCCGGCCCUGGUGAAUCUCUCGACCACCGUGGACCUGAACGGAUCUCCGGGCCGGCAGCAGGAUGAGCCUCUCGAGAAGCGCCCGCGGAAGCGGGACGCCGCCAAUGUGCCUGACGACGACGAAUACGGCAGCUAUCCGGACGACGUCGACGAGCUGGAGGCCUUGCUUAAUAAUAAGUCAGCUAAGGGGAAAUAUAUUGGAGCGCCGUGCAACGAGCUGAAGUGUGACGUCAAGCUGCUGCACGUGUCCUGCGACAAGGAGUCGCAAACCUGCAGCUGCGAACGCAAUUAUCCCGUGCAGCUCGGACUGAUAAAGGGUUGCGCCAAGCCUAAAAAACUGGGCGAUCAGUGUUUCUACGACGAGACAUGCAUCUACAACGACGAGAACUCCCUCUGUGUUCAGGUGCGGCACAAUGCGAUGUGCCAAUGUGCCAGCGGAUUCCACUCCGUCAGCUACGUGAAGCCCACGCGACGCGUCUUUUGCACUCCAGAUCUCAGCGAACUGAGUUCGGAUCUGCCCACUUUGCUGGGCGUAUCCACGGGUAUAGCCGUACUGGCCGGUCUCAUCUGCAUGGUGCUGCAUCUGUUUAGCAAAACGAAAUACCCGCGGCAUCGCAACUACGGAGAUGCCAGUAUUCCGCCGCCCAUACUCUUCUCCAGCGAUACAGGCAUACCGCUCACCGUUCACUCGGCGCGUCCGUCGUCGCGUUCCAGCAUCCGGUCAACGGGAUCCAUCGGAUCCUAUGGCAAUCGACGCGCCUCGUCCGGCGGACUGGGCGGUGGGGCCGGCGGAGGCGGGGCAAGCGGCGCCGGCGGCGGAGGAGGAGGCGCGUCAGGCAGCGGCUCGAAGGGCAUCCUGGUGUCGACGUCUCGAACAGGUUCUCGAAGACCAAGUCUAGCGUCGGUGCACAGCACCAGUUCCUCGGUGCGCAGCUACAGCAUGAUGCGCUUCGAGAAGGAGACGCAACAGAAGGAGAUCCGGCAGGAGAUGAAGUUGCGGCUGGCCCGUUUGCAGCAGCAGCAGCAUCUCACGCAGAACAAGCCGCAGAUCGUCAUCGGUGAGGCGCUGAUGCAGCAUGGGGCACUCAGUCGCGUCACCAUGGCCACGCCCAGUCCCCUGACGCCCAACUCUCUGGACGAACUGCUGCCGUCGCUGGAUGAAAAUCAGGAGUACCCUCCCAGACUGGAGACGACGAUGAAGCAGUUCAUCCAGCCUCAGGUUGGCGGAGCAGGUUCCUCCGGAGUCGGAGCCGGAGCCGGAGCCGCCUUGAGAGCAGCUGCCUCCCAAUCAUCCCCGGGCAGUUCGAACGGUUAUCACGGCCCCUGCAGCUCUUCGACUGAGGCCCUCUAAACUUAGUUCGCGCAUAAGUAGGCCCAAGUUUAAAGGUAGCUCGUAAGUAAUCAAAAAUGUAUCUUCUAAUUUGCGUAGUAGGCAGGGAGUUGCGUUUUGAGGCCGUUGCUAAUUAAAUUGAAUUCAAAUUGAGCGUCAAACGUGUUGUAGUCAGCUUAGAUUAUGUGUAACAUAGUAAGUAACCCGGCUAGGCUAAGUUUAGAGCUAGUACUAGGCCAUAAGUGAGUUCUCAACUUAGACAGCCUUAGUGUGUAUCAUAAAACGUAGGAGCUAAUCGAAACAUUUUGUACGUGUGUGUAUAUUGUCAUACAGUUUUUUGUAGAAGUUAUACAAGCGAAAGUCAAGCUGUUGCGAAAAGGUAAUGGUUAGGGCCGAUUAGGAAGCUACUGAAGAAUUGAUAUACCACUAGGCUUUUCACUUAUGUAGUUCGACAUGAAUUGAUUAGCUUAAUCUAGUCUAGUCUUAGUUAUCGUUAGUGUGAGAUAGUACUGAUAAAAUAUACGCAAGAUGAAUUUAUACAGAAUCGGUUUAUACAACAGUAGUUUCUUGUACAUUGUACCCACGAUGAUGACUACGUCGGAAUAUGCCAGAUUGUUCUAGCUAAAUCAAUAAUUAUGUUAAGCCAUCGUCACGGAGUAAAUCAAAAGUGUUAAUAGCGAGAAGUAAGUCAGUUUAGGUGGGGCUUAGAGCGGAGAUACUUAUUUUGUUCUUUGUAGAAAUAGGAAUCUUUAACGCAGACUCCGAUCGCAGGAGGUGCUAGGUCAAUUUUAGUUUACGACUUACGAAUUUUUCUACAGAGGCGUUUCAAGUGAAUACAAUAAUCGAAAAUGUGUAGAUCAAAUGUACAUUACUUACUCGAUGGCAAUAUUAUUUAGUAUUUGAUACCAAGGUUGUUGACUGUAGCUGAUGUUCUCUACAUCGUUUGGUUCCAUGAGUUAUUGUAUCCUAUCUAUAGAUCCGUUCUCAAUAGUACGAAAUACAGCAGCUAUUAAAAGAAAUCGUUAAAUAUACACCUAUACAAGCGUAUACCUAAGCGUAUGCCAAUUUGUACUUAACUAUGCUAUACAUACGAUGAGUAGACACAUAUCUGGAGUUCAGUGUUGGUUGAUGUUGGGAGUAUAAAUAAAUGGAAUUUUGUGUUUUCAA